AUGUCUAGCAAGCCAGGAGAGGAAUUCGAAGUUCGCCAGACCUCGACAUCGGAGGACUAUACCCCUGACCCUUCAAAGUCCAUCAAGCUCAGCCCUCAGCGCCAGGCUUUGAUCGAUGACAUUAUCGCUCUUUACAGCUGCGAACCUACCGUCAGACGUGUUGAGCGCUACACCGCUGACUGCGUCUACGAUGACCAGUUUGUCUACGCCAACGACCGCUACAAGAUGGCCGGACAAUGGUUUGCUCUGCCCAAGCUGUUCAAGGCCAGCAAGAACGAGCGCUACGAGAUCAUCAAGAACGACAGGGACUUGAUCCAGUUUAAGAACGAGCAGGUAAGUGAGGCAGGCUUCCAUGCGCAUAGACCGUUACUGAUGUACNNGCAGUCAUGGACGUUCAAGAUCAUUCCCAAGACAGCUACCAUCAACGCACUCGUCUCGCUGUCUCUCGACCCCGACACCGUGGACUCGGACUUCAUCCAAGUCAAGUACCACAAGGACCAGGCGAACGACAAGGACUACUCGCACGAAGGAUUNGGGGUGCGUCAAGACCAACAUGAAAACACCAAAGGAACGAGGCUAACGUACCUUUGCUCUAGAUUCUCAUUCAAGAAGUGGCAGGCAGACAACGUGGUCAAGUUGAUGGACUCGCCAGAGGUCGAGCACUUCAUCAAAGACAAGAGCGCGGCCAAGGAACCAGUCAAGAAGUACGGCAGUGGAGACGAGAAGGGCCAAGCUCCGAAGCAGAGCUUCUAG
This is a messenger RNA of Aureobasidium vineae, 753 nucleotides long. The record is from the annotation of a GenBank genome assembly. NCBI's taxonomy places the organism in Eukaryota, Fungi, Ascomycota, Dothideomycetes, Dothideales, Saccotheciaceae.